GCCGCCCCUUCCGGCGCGACGAUGGCGGCGGCGGCGGCGGCGGAGCCCGAGGAGGAGCUGGCGCACGCUGAGGUGCUGGAGCUCUUCCAGGAGGCGCUUGCGCGCCUGGUGCAGGACCCGCUGCUCUGUGACCUCCCGCCGCAGGUGACGGCGGAGGAGAUCGGCUCGCAGGUGGCGCUGGAGUACGGGCAGGCCAUGACCGUGCGCGUCUGCAAAGCGGACGGCGAGACCAUGCCCGUGGUGGUGGUGCAGAACGCCUCGGUGCUGGACCUGAAGAAGGCGCUGCGGCGGCACGUCCAGCUGCGGCAGGCCCGGCAGGGCGGCGUGCAGCACCUCAGCUGGAAGUACAUCUGGAGGACGUACCAUUUAACCUACGGCGGAGAGAAGCUGGCAGAUGAUAGAAAGAAGCUGCGAGAGUAUGGCAUCAGAAACCGGGAUGAGGUCAGCUUCAUAAAGAAGCUUCGAAAGUAACCUGUCAGAAACCAGAGUUCAACCAAGUAAUUGUUCUCAGAAGACAGGACACACCAUGAGACUUAUGGUCAUGAUAUUUCUGUGCAGCUGAUGCACUCAACAGGAAGCACUAGCAGCACGUGUAAUAACCUGUUUGUAAUCUAUAUAGACAUGAUUCUGGUAUUAUGCUGCUAUUUUUAUAAAGUUGUGCACACAAACACAAGAUGUGGCUGAGACUCCAGCUUAGUUAUUUUAAAAUCAUCUCUGCUUCCUCUCCACAUCUGAAAAUAACGGGCACAGUGGCUGAGGAGUAGUGCCAAGAGCAGCUUUUCCAAACGCUUGGGGUUUUGUUUUGCGGCUCCAGGUAGCUGCGUUAGAAACUGUUGCUUUGUGACCACAGUAACCUUUUUUCUUC
This is a messenger RNA of Neopsephotus bourkii (Bourke's parrot), 865 nucleotides long. RefSeq names its product small nuclear ribonucleoprotein U11/U12 subunit 25 (gene SNRNP25). The record is from RefSeq and is a predicted model, not a curated record. Gene Ontology annotation, biological process: mRNA splicing, via spliceosome. Lineage: Eukaryota; Metazoa; Chordata; Aves; Psittaciformes; Psittacidae. Gene Ontology annotation, cellular component: U12-type spliceosomal complex. Bases 22 to 471 code for a protein of 149 amino acids. Gene Ontology annotation, molecular function: protein binding. The transcript is spliced from 6 exons.